Molecule: messenger RNA, 828 nt
Organism: Varroa destructor (honeybee mite)
Lineage: Eukaryota; Metazoa; Arthropoda; Arachnida; Mesostigmata; Varroidae
Gene: ND-19
Product: NADH dehydrogenase [ubiquinone] 1 alpha subcomplex subunit 8
Biological process (GO): mitochondrial electron transport, NADH to ubiquinone
Cellular component (GO): respiratory chain complex I
Source: RefSeq, a predicted model, not a curated record
GGCAAGUAUUGGUAGUUAGAGGUAAUAUCAAUAUAUAUACAUCUGCUGUAGUUCACAAUCUGUGCGUUGUUGGUGAUUCUUAUUAGUUGCUUUUGUGUAAAAAAAAAAUGGUGUACACAAAGGACUACAAAUUUCCCAAUGACGAGGAGCUUACCGUUGAUGAGAUUAAAGUCGGAGCACCAACACUUCAUGCGACAGGGCAGUUGCUGGGUCGCGCAUGCGAUGAACUUAGCAAGGAGUUCAUGCUGUGUCGUCUGGAGACCGUGGAUCCGCGGAAGUGUCUCGCUGAAGGUCGUGCAGUUACUGCCUGUGGAUUAAGGUUUCUUCAGCAACUAAAGAAGCACUGCGCUCAAGAGGUGAAGGAGCACGCUAACUGUUUGGAAUGGCGCUCCUACGAUAUGCACCCCCGAUUCUGUCGCAAAACGGAAGCAAUCAUGGACAAGUGUGUAUUUGAUAAUCUGGGCAUUGAAAGGCCCCAUCUUGGCUACUUUUCUGCGCCUCGAGUGCAUGAAACACAACGUCCAAAGCCGAUAGAUCCAAUCGCAGCGAGGGAAUUCAAAAAGGCCGUCUCGUUAGACGAGGCGCCGAAAGAGAUUCGCGAGGAGUCAGCUAAACACGGCCUGUUUAAGCUCUAAAGCCGUUUCAACAUUAGUUUUAUUACCGAGGUUGGUUUUCUUGUUUCGGUGCCAUCGUCAGCUGAUGGAUGCUAUAUGUGCUUUCGAAUAUCUAUUCGUGCAAGGACGUGGCUCCCUGUGAGCUGUUAUUAUGUUUUAGCUAUAAUAAACAAACAUUUCAAAAAAUAAACCGAAAACAUAUACGUAUAGGCUU